Molecule: messenger RNA, 3669 nt
Organism: Misgurnus anguillicaudatus (oriental weatherfish)
Lineage: Eukaryota; Metazoa; Chordata; Actinopteri; Cypriniformes; Cobitidae
Product: integrin beta-1
Biological process (GO): cell migration; cell-cell adhesion; integrin-mediated signaling pathway
Cellular component (GO): focal adhesion; synapse; integrin complex
Molecular function (GO): fibronectin binding; protein kinase binding; C-X3-C chemokine binding
Source: RefSeq, a predicted model, not a curated record
UCCUCGUAUGAGACGCAGUGUGAGACAUUCAAAACCACUGCAGCUCUCAGAUACACUCAGCAGUCAAACACCUCUGUAUUAAGACCUUCACACACAUCUGGAUCAGUGCUAUUGAUUUUAUUUUGUUUAUUUGUUAAGAGCACUGUUGAGGUGUUUUGUUACAUGAAGUUUAAUUCAAGAAAACAGGAGAAGUUUAUAUAAACAUUUACUACUGAAAUACAGACCUCUUGAAAGAACUGGAGCAUGUGUUAAGAUGGAUGUAAGGGUACUGUUGAUAUCAGCUUUGCUAGCGUUGGUCUCUCACGUCAGAGCAAAAACAGACAGUAAUGAAUGCGUUUCUGCAAAUGCAAAAACGUGUGGAGAAUGUAUUCAGGUCGGGCCACAGUGUGUGUGGUGCAAAGAUCCUGAUUUCAAACCUUCACGCUGUGAUAACCAGGAGUCCCUGGAAAAAGCCGGUUGCACUUUAUCCGGCAUUGAAAACACUCGAGGAUCAUUGACCAUCGACAAGAACAAAUCCGUUACGAACCGCAAAGCGGUUGAUAAAGCGGUGAAACUGGAUGUUAGUGAGAUAACCCAGAUUCAACCACAGAAGCUCACCCUAAAUCUCAGAUCAGGUGAACCACAGAAGUUCAAUUUGAAAUUCAAACGCGCAGAAGAUUAUCCCAUUGAUCUUUACUUCUUGAUGGACCUCAGCGACUCCAUGUUAAGUAAUCUUGAGAAUGUCAAGAACCUCGGAACUGAACUUGCCAAGGAGAUGCAGGACAUCACGUCGGACCUGCGGAUUGGGUUUGGCUCAUUUCUGGAGAAGCUUGUUAUGCCCUUUAUUCUCACGACUCCAAAGUAUCUGAAGAAUCCAUGUUUUCCUGGUGACUGCACUGCACCCUUCACCUACAAACACGUCCUGGACCUGACCAGCGAUGGCCAGAAGUUCAGUGACGAAGUCAGCAAGCAGCGGACCUCUGGAAAUCUUGAUUCACCGGAGGCAGGAUUCGACGCAAUCAUGCAAGCUGCCGUCUGCACGAGCGAGAUUGGCUGGAGGAAUGUGACUCGUCUUCUUGUGUUUUCUACGGAUGCCGGAUUUCAUUCUGCUGGAGAUGGAAAACUUGGUGGAAUUGUUCGUCCCAAUGAUGGGAAAUGUCAUCUGCAGAAUAAUAUGUACAAUAUGGGCAACCACUUGGACUACCCCACAAUCUCUCAGCUGGCAGACGUACUGAGCGAAAACAACAUUCAAACCAUCUUUGCUGUGACCAAGCCUUUCCAGAGUCUUUAUGAGGAUCUGUCUGCUCUAAUUCCUAAAUCAGCAGUGGGGACUUUAUCUGACAGCUCCACCAAUGUCAUGCGACUCAUCGUUGAUGCCUAUACUUCUUUGUCCUCUGAGCUCAAUCUGGAGAACAGCAAGCUGCCUGAUGGUGUGUCCAUCUCAUAUGUUUCUCACUGCAAGAACGGGGUGAGCCAAAAAGGAGAAAAUGGACACAAGUGCUCCAACAUCUCCAUUGGGGAUGAGGUGAAUUUUGAUGUAGAAAUCACCACUGUGGGUUGUCCAUCUAAAGGCCAGUCUCAGACGAUAAAGAUCAAACCAUUGGGAUUCAGUGAGGAGGUGGAGGUCGUCCUCAACUUUAUCUGCGAAUGUGAGUGUCACAAAGAGGCAAUUCCCAACAGUCCGGAGUGUACAAGCGGCAAUGGUGCUUUGGAGUGUGGAGUGUGCAGGUGUAACGAAGGCCGACUUGGAAGGUUAUGUGAGUGCAGCCGGGACGAGGUCCUGACCGAAGAUUUUGAUGCAAACUGCCGCAAGGAUAAUUCAACAAACAUCUGCAGCAAUAAUGGAGAGUGCGUCUGCGGGACGUGCGAGUGCAAAAUACGAGAAAACCCAGAUGAGAAGUACAGCGGCAAGUACUGCGAAUGUGACAACUUCAGCUGCGACCGCUCCAACAACAAAGUCUGUGGAGGUCACGGCAAGUGCGAUUGUGGAAAAUGUAUCUGCGAUGCUAACUACACAGGCAGUGCGUGUGACUGCCCUCUGGACACCUCAAGCUGUUUGGGCAGUAAUGGAGAAAUCUGUAGCGGUCGAGGCACCUGUAAGUGCGGAGAGUGUAUAUGUACCGACCAAAACUUUUUGGGGAAGACCUGUGAAGACUGCAAAGACUGCCUUAAAGAUUGUACUGAACACAAGGACUGUGUUCAGUGCCGAGCUUUUAAAAUCGGCGACAAGAAAGAUACAUGCGCGAAAGAAUGCGGAAACUUCAAUCUUAAGAUGGUGAAGAAGAAGGAGGAUCUUCCUCAGCCCCUUUGCAAAGAGCGAGAUGCUAAUGACUGUUGGUUCUUCUUUACUUAUCCUACCAAAAAGGGGAACACUUUUGAGGCUCAUGUGGCGGAUAGUGUUGAAUGCCCCUCUGGGCCGGCCCUCAUCCCCAUUGUGGUGGGUUUGGUCGCGGGAAUCGUUUUGAUUGGUUUAGCUCUGCUGCUUAUCUGGAAGCUGCUCAUGGUUGUUCACGACCGUAGGGAAUUUGCCAAAUUUGAGAAAGAGAAGAUGAAUGCCAAGUGGGACACGGGUGAUAACCCCAUUUAUAGGAGCGCUGUGACCACGGUUGUGAAUCCCAAAUAUGAGGGUCAAUAAUAUACGGGUGUAUAUAUCUUCAAGCAACACAUUUGAAAAAUAGUUUUUUUUUUGUGCAUUUUCUACUGAUCUGUAUCAUUUGUUUAACUUUUUCUAUGUAUUUUUUGUAAUUGUACAGUAUGUAUAAACUCUUAGACCAUGAUUUCAACGUUCAGUUUAAUUUUUGUUUGUUUUAUUCACACGUUUGUUGUGUCUUGUUUUCAGAAUGCUAAAGCCAAUCGUUUUGGGUUAUAUGGGAGGUUUUGCAGAUAAGAUAUUUAGCUGAGUAGAAAUAACAAAUCCACAGAGAAAAGAAAAUAUCUAUUCUUACAGUUGUUUCUUAAUCGCUUUGCGGCAUUUCUCCAAACAUUUUUAAAAUUAGCAAAAUAACGUGUUCUCAGAUAAUUUCUCGAACAAACUGCACAACAUUAUAGAUGUUCUGCAAAAUCCUAUAACUUGUUCAAAAUCAUUAGUUUAUCUCUCAAAAGUUAAUGAACAUGUCAGUCAGAUCAAAAGUCUGUGUGUUAUUCUUCAUGAGCAAGACAGCCAAAAUGUUUAGCCAUGUUGUCAAUAUAACAAUUGUGUACACAAUUAUAUGUGUCAGUAUUUUCUGAUGUAAUCUCUGGAAUUCCCAUUUUCACCUUUUUUUUUUUUUGCUUUAAACAAAUGACACAAAUUGUGAUUUUGAAAAAAAAAACAUAUUUUACAGUGCAAAUAUUAGAUAAAAAUGACAAAAGUAGAAAGGUUCAUUGUACACUGUAAGAAAUGUCAAAUUUUCUCUAACUCAAAAUUUGUCCAAAACAAUGAGAAUUUGCUUUUGUUUUGUGAUGAUGUGGAUGUUAAACAAAGUGUUUUGAAAAAUUAAUAUCUUAUCUGAGGAAUGUUCCAAAGCGACAAACCGGAAACCUGCAAUUAUACAUCUGUGACCGCAUUCACUGCCUGUCUGAAAAAGUGACCUGUUUAUAUGAAAGUUUUUAUUUUAUGAACAUUAACUUUUAAGUAAUCUAAAACAGAAAGCGUUAGGAUGUUUUUUAUAUUUGAUUUAAUCACAUAAACAAAUAUCUUUGUCAAACAUA